AUGCAAGUGAUCUAUCAAUUAAGUCUCGUUCAAGAAUCAAAUUCCAGUAUAUUCACCACUGGACUGUUAGAACAUGGGACGCGAUAUAAAAAGAAAAAUCUCCACUUUACGUCCAUACACAAACGCGAUGAGGGCACAUACGAGUGCCGGGCAAGAAGUCUUGGAGGACAGACCUAUUCAAGAGCGGUGAAAGUAGUGGUUUUAAAUGAUAUACGAUGGAAUGAUGAAUCACAUUCUGCUGGUGCUCUUCUUGGUGAACCGCUUACCAUCGACUGUGGAGUAAAUGGUGAUGAUGAAGAGCAUCAGAUUACAAUCACCGAUAGCGAAGGAGAAACUUUGGAUCCAAGCAUGUACACAAUUGCUGGCAAGGAAGUGACCGUGGAACGUUUAACCAAAGACUAUGAUGGAAAGAAGAUCAGCUGUGUUCAUAUCGAAUCCUAUGGCAAAGAUGAACUUCCAAUCAUUGACAGGCGUGAAGUGAACAUUGACGUAUGGUACAAACCCGAAUUCGAGAAAGCCUCUGUUGAUCAAUAUACUAUAGUGGAUGAGAAGUCUCGAGAGGUGGAACUGCUCUGCGCUGUUUCAGCUUCAAAUCCACCACCGAUUCUUUACACAUUUUAUCGAGGAGGAAAUGAACUGACUGAUCCGUCGAAGUAUAAUGUGACCGUUGACAACGAUCACAAAUGGGCCAAACUGAGGAUUUUUGACGUGGACGAAGACGAUUUGAGUGAAUAUCGUUGCGAAGUUAAUAAUGGAAAAGCCAAAAACACAAUGACCAUCCAUUUGAAAGAAACUAAUCCACCAUCCGAGCCUAAAGUCACAUUAUAUAACGUCAAAAAACAUGCAAUUAUUUGGAAGAUCGAAAAUAAACAGGAAGAAGGAGAACUUCCAAUCAAAGAUAUAGAAAUCGAUUAUCUCAGAAAAGCUUUGGUAGACGAAAAAUUAGAGGAAGAUUCGGAUAGCAUUAGCGAUAGUUUCUGGAACGAACAUAGUGUGAAACACAAAAGAAACAAAAGUGUGUCUGGUCUAUACGAAAUCGGUGGACUUCUGCAAGCAUCAGAAUACGUCUUCAAAAUUCGGCAAUUCAGUGAAGCGGGUGAAGGUGAGCCGCUUUGUCAAGAAUUCAAAAGCAGCCUAUUCACGAAAUAA
This is a messenger RNA of Cylicostephanus goldi, 1149 nucleotides long. NCBI's taxonomy places the organism in Eukaryota, Metazoa, Nematoda, Chromadorea, Rhabditida, Strongylidae. The record is from the annotation of a GenBank genome assembly.